AUGCAGCGGCCAUACGAACGUCGGUACCUCCAUCCUAACAAUAUGCACGAGGCCUUCUACGGCGAUUUCGAAUACGUCGUCACGAAGAAGCAGCCGCCGCACAUAUGCUUCGGGACGGGGCUCGAUCGUGAUGUGCUGCCGACGCACGGUCCGUGUCUCAGCCCCUUUAUGAGGCGAACCGCGAAAGAAAUCCUUCCGAACCUGGGCCCGGGCACAUACGACGAGACGCGGGAUGCGUUUUACGAUGUAAAACACAAGGUGUACAGCAAACUGCACUACGGGCCCAAAGAACCGCGAUGGAAAACGAAACACGAGUACCAGCCACCGCCAAGGGAAUUGCCCGAGAAGAAACCCACACCUCAAUACUGCGCUCCAUUUAAUUCGAUCUCCAAAAGGAAACCGUUGUUCAAAGCUACGGACUACCCUGCGCCCUGCGAUUACUACCCCGAGCAGAACAAGAAGGAAUUAAAAUUCGAUUACAGCUUUUCUGGUAAGAAGGUACUUAAAUGUGCAGUUGAGAUUAAAUGCGUUCCUUACAAUCUCGAUGUGUGCGCUGUUUGUGGGUGUUCUUGUUCCGCCCAAGGUGACUAUUGGCAAUUCGAAAAUAGGAUCUUCCUCUGCAGAAAACAUUAUUCUAGAUUAUUCAAACACUGUUUAUCGAAAUUUCAAGGCGCAAAAUUGGCUGAAUUUAAGUCCAUUCGAGAUUGCUUUUUUGCACACGCGCAUAACAGUUGCAAGGCUGCAUUAAAAAUAAUGAAAAUAGAAGAAAUACAAAAAAAACUUAGAAAAGAAGCAUACUUGGAUCUUUAUUUUCCUCAACGACGCUACUGCUCCAAC
This is a messenger RNA of Iphiclides podalirius (scarce swallowtail), 837 nucleotides long. NCBI's taxonomy places the organism in Eukaryota, Metazoa, Arthropoda, Insecta, Lepidoptera, Papilionidae. The record is from the annotation of a GenBank genome assembly.